Gymnodraco acuticeps is the source of this 2249-nucleotide messenger RNA. It is a transcript of the gene ccn2a, whose product is annotated as cellular communication network factor 2a. Gene Ontology annotation, biological process: cell adhesion; signal transduction. The transcript is spliced from 5 exons. Bases 188 to 1228 code for a protein of 346 amino acids. Lineage: Eukaryota; Metazoa; Chordata; Actinopteri; Perciformes; Bathydraconidae. Gene Ontology annotation, cellular component: extracellular matrix; extracellular region. Gene Ontology annotation, molecular function: integrin binding; heparin binding. The record is from RefSeq and is a predicted model, not a curated record.
UCUACCGAAGCUAACCUCUAGCUUUCACCAAGAGAAAGAAAAGACUGUGACCGGAGCUGAAGAGAAACUCCACGAGACAACAGAUCAACUUGAUCAGAAACGGUUUCUACAGCUCAAACUCUGAGACUAACGGAAGACUUUCUCAACGAGACUUAAGGAAAAAAUCUAUUUCUACAAGGAAGAAAAGAUGUCUGCUGGAAUGAAGAAAAUUAUUUUGCUGCCUUUCCUGUGCAUCAUGCUCUCACACAUGGCUGCAGGUCAGGAGUGCAGCAACCAGUGCUCGUGCCCCUCCACCCCCCCUCAGUGCCCCCCAGGAGUGAGCCUCGUGCUGGACGGCUGCGGCUGCUGCAGGGUGUGUGCCAAACAGAUGGGAGAGCUCUGCACUGAGAAGGACCUCUGUGACCCCCACAAAGGCCUCUACUGUGACUUCGGAGCCCCCAUCAAUAGACGCAUCGGAGUGUGCACAGCUCGAGAUGGAGCCACCUGUGUGUUCGGAGGCAUGGUGUUCAAGAGCGGAGAGUCUUUCCAGAGCAGCUGCAAGUACCAGUGUACCUGUCUGGAUGGAGCUGUGGGGUGCGUCCCACUUUGCGCAAUGGACAUCCGCCUGCCAAGCCCCGACUGCCCCAUGCCAAGACGCGUCAAGGUGCCCGGGAAGUGCUGCGAGGAAUGGGAGUGUGAUUCUCCCAACAGACACAGCUUCAUGGGCUCUGCUUUGGCCUCUUACAGAGAGGAAGAGACCUAUGGCCCCGACCUCUCCAUGAUGAGGGAGAACUGCCUGGUUCAGACUACUGAAUGGAGCGCAUGCUCUAAGACUUGCGGCCUUGGGGUCUCCACCAGGGUCACCAAUGAUAACCGUGAAUGCCGCCUGGAGAAACAGAGCCGGUUGUGUAUGGUGCGACCAUGCGAGUCACAGCUGGAGCAGAGCAUUAGGAAAGGGAAAAAGUGCAUCCGUACUCCCAGACUCUCCAAGCCCAUGAAGUUUGAGAUCUCCGGCUGCACCACCACCAAGUCCUACAGGCCAAAGUUCUGCGGCGUGUGCCUGGACGGCCGCUGCUGCACCCCCCACAGAACCACCACCCUGCCCAUGGAGUUCAAAUGCCCAGAUGGACAGUUCAUGAAGAAGCACAUGAUGUUCAUCAAGUCCUGCGCCUGCCACCACAACUGCCCAGGCGAGAACGACAUCUUUGAGUCUAUGUACUACAAGAAGAUGAUGGGAGACAUGGCAUGAGCCACUUAAAGAACGACCGCAGCUUAUGACUUGAAAAACAAAACUCCAUCUCAUUUUGCAGCUCAUUAUAUAUGUCUAUGUUUUAUUUUCUCAUUGUAAAAGUAGUCCAGACACUUGUCGAAGUGUCGGUGUGUUUUGUACGGCUGGCGCACAUCAGCCCAUAGACUCAGACAGAGGGUUGCAUAGCAGCUCCGAGAGAUUCCUGCACUAUAACUUCUAUUUUUGACAAACCUACUGUCAGGUUGCUGCCCAUUCCCCUUGAAACCCCUUUAACAGACCCGUCCUUUUUACUGUAUUUUGUAUAUCUUAUCUAAACCAUGACCUCCUCUCUAAAUGAGGUGUCUAAUAACUCCCCCCACCCUAAGAGCCCAGACCAGACCUGGAAACUCUAAGCAGCUGUAGACCACAGCAGGCCAGUGUUCCCCUGAGCAAACAGGUCUGAAUGUGUCCUGUGUGUGUGUGUGUGUGUGUGUGUGUUUUGUGUGUGUGUGUGUGUGUGUGUGUGUGUGUGUGUGUGUGUGUGUGUGUGUGUGUGUGCGCGUGUGUGUUGUGUGUUUUUGUCUGUUAGCACAGGCCUGAAUGUCGGCCUUGUCUGCGCUGUUCACCUUGCUCCAGAGUAGAGGAAAGGUCAGAGAUCCGACCAGCAUGUGGAUGAGAAAGCAAGCAGCGUGCUGAGUUUAAGGUUAGAUAAGGAACACAGUGGGCUUUGCCAUGGCACUGAGAAAAAAAGAAAAAAAAGACGACUGUUACCGAUUCAGGUCAGAAGAAGGUAACCAAGUGUCUACUUUGCACCACAAAUAGAGAAAAGACUGGAAGAAUUGUUAUUUCAUUCCUUUUUUAUUGUUGAUGUGUAAAUAAUGUUUAUAUUUGUACAGUUUAAGUUAAUUUAAAAUCAACAUUUGUUCUGUGCUUCCAAAUGUAUCAAUAGUGUAUUUUUUACAAUUUUAUUGAGAAGUGUGACAAAACUGUUACAUGUUUCACUUUGUAGCUGGAAAUAAAACGUUAUAUAUUUUUAUACAAA